GGCCUCUACCCAGCAGGCCAGGGGGCGCGCACGUCCCCCUAGGUGGAGGAAGCCCCAGGUGGCACCUCUCUGGCCUCUGGCCAGGUCAGAGCCAGCCUACCUGAAGGCUCCUCCUGGUCUCACCCACUUACUGUAUCUCACGGGUGUUGAGGAGGACCCCGCGAGGGCCAGUGAGAGUGUCCCAGGACAGUCGGGGCUGCGGCUGAAGUUGGGGGUCUCUAAACAUCUACCAGUGUCCCCAGCGGUGUGCAUGCAUGUCCUCGAGGACUCCCAGCCUGGUGUCAGUUCCAACCCAUGGGGGCAGGCAGGAGCCCUGCCCAGGGUGCCCACACAGCAGACAGCACACUGGCUGGCUGAGCCCACCUGGCCUCCAGCAAGAAAGGGCCAGGCGUGCUGGGACCAGAGCAGAGCCGUGCCCGAGAGGAGGUGCCCAAGGCGCAGCCCCGAGGGCAGGGGCCUGCCUCGUGCCUGUGGGACCAGCAGGGCCUCACCGGAAGUGCCGCCGCUGUGCCGCGCAGGUGGUCAGGCCCAGGGAGGCCAGCCCGGACCCUGCGAGUCCUGCCUGCUGCUGGUGCCGUGCGUGGGUCUGCGGAACGCAGCGUCCCAGGGACCUGUUCCCACCAUGGUGCCGUCCUGCCCCGUUCCUGUGUGACCCGCUGCACCAAGAGCUGCCGGACAGCAGCAGGGCCACACGGGCCAGGCUGCUCUGUGAUGAGCUUGGUGCCCCUCGGGUUGUGACUGGGGCCUCCCCCGAGAGGCUCCAAACAAGGACUGUGGCUUGGUGGUGGCUGUUGCCUGAAGUCACACAGCAGUCCUGAGCGACCUAGCUGAAACUAGGGCCUGCAGCAGCACUGAGGUGCUUAGAGCCAUCGGAGACGGAAGCCUGGAGCAGGGUGGCUGCAGGCUUCAGCUCCCGUCCCGGUCAGCCAAAGCAGAAAUGUCGGGAAGGAGGGCGCCAGUGAAGAGAGAAGGGGCCCGUGGGGGAUGCAAGGCUCCUCUGGCUGCCUCGCCGCCUCCUGCCCCUUGGGUGCUCGCCCCAGGGCCUUUGCACUGGCUGGCCCGCCACCUGGCUGCAGCACUGUGGUCCUGGAGUCCCUGUGGCCCUUGGUCUUGUGCUCUUGGUGGCUCGUUCACUGCAUCACAGGAGCUUCGCCAGCCUGGGAGCCCGCGAGGACCAGGUCGGCCUCGGCUGUUUCCUGCAGCAGCGUCAGCUGAGGAAAGGAGAACAACUUCCCGCCCCUGCCCAGGUUCCUCCCGCUCAAGCCCUGCUUCUACCAGGAUUUCUCUGACGAGAUCCCCAUCGAGCACCAGGUGCUGGUGAAGAGGAUCUACCGGCUGUGGAUGUUCUACUGUGCCACGCUCUUGGUGAACCUGGUGGCCUGCCUGGCGUGGUGGGCUGGCGGAGGCGCGGGAGCAAACUUUGGCCUGGCGCUGGUCUGGCUGCUGCUCUUCAGCCCCUGCAGCUACGUCUGCUGGUUCCGACCCGCCUACAAGGCCUUCCGAGCCGACAGCUCCUUUAACUUCAUGGCCUUCUUCUUCAUCUUCGGAGCCCAGUUUGUCUUGACUGUCAUCCAGGCCAUUGGCUUUUCAGGAUGGGGCGCCUGGAUAGCAGAGCCUUGCCUGGUGUGUACGCUGAAGCUCACUCUCCCCCUGCAGUGGCUGGCUGGCAGCGAUCAACUUCUUCCAGACCAGCAUUGGGGCUGCUGUGGUCAUGCUGCUUUCAGCCAUCAUGUUCUCCUUGUCAGCCGCCAUGAUGGCCGUUGCCAUCAUGAAGGUGCACAGAGUCUACCGUGGCACUGGUGGAAACUUCCAGAAGGCACAGACAGAGUGGAGCACGGGUGCCUGGCGAAACCCCCCGUCACGGGAGGCCCAGUACAACAACUUCUCGGGGAACAGCCUGCCCGAGUACCCCACCGUGCCCAACUACCCGGCCAGUGGCAGCCAGUGGCCUUAGGGGGAGCUGGCUGGCCGUGCCGCCCGCCCGCCUUCCCUGCCCCUCCGCUCCCGUUGCUGCUCGGGUCCGUGAGCCUGAGCGUCUGUGCCCGCGGGCCUCCCCGGCCAGGCCUGGGGGCCCAGCGUUCCUCCUGCCCCAGCAGUGGCGCUCCUGGCAGGCCCCGCCUGGCAGCUCUCUGGCCUCUGCUGUCCAGCAGGACGCCUCACGCUCCUGAGAACAGGUGCCGCUCAGCACCCACCCCGUCAGACGCAGCCUCUGUCUUCAGGCUGCAGAGGGCCCAGCUGCAGGGCAGGGGGACGGUGGCAGCAGACUGGUGCCAGCUGUCCAUCCAGAGCUGGUGACGCAGCGUCCCUGCUCUAGGCUGCUCAUGGUGCCCUCAGAGCCAACCAGGAAGAGCCUUUGCAGGGUCCAGGUCCCCUGUGGUGGCCAGGGCUGUGAUGCAGAGCUUGGCACUGGGUAUCCUUGUCACCCUCCUGUAGCAGUGGCUCAUGAGGACCAGCCCAGGGAACGGCCAGAGGCAGAGCCCGCUUCACAGUGACCUGCGCCGCCCGUCCGCCGUCCUGCCUUCCUCCCCAGGCGUCCUGCCCAGAGCCUCUGAAACUCUGCGUGGCUGUGGUGUGGCUGUGGCAGGCCCCUCCGCUCCUGGGGCGCGCCCUGCCUGCACCCUGCGCCCCAGGCCCAGGCCCUCGGGCAGAGGCGGCGAGGACCUGGAAGGAGCAGAGCCUCGCAGCGCCCGUGAACUGGAGGCAGAUGGCAGGGCAGAGGCCAGGUCGGACAGGCCAGGGGCCUCCUGCUCAGAAGCCAGCAGAACCUGCUGGAGCUGUGGGGGAGCAGAGGCAGAGCCCCAGGGUGGCCUUGCCCGGGGCCAGAGCUGUGCCUCAGAGGUGUCCAGCAAACUGCCACCCCGCUCGCCCAGGAUGGCCGUGACCCUGGAGAGCCAGAGCACGGGCUGGCCGGCACCACGCUGAAUAAGUGCGUGGACGAAUUGAAGGCUUCGUGGCCACCCACAACUAGGAAAAUGCUAGAACCAAAAAGCCAGUCUCCUGGGCCCGUUACAGCCCCUUUGAUGACAUUUGUGCAUAAAGCCUUCCCUUGGUGACCUUCCUGUGCUGCUGGCCAAACCUCAGUGUCCAGCCGCCACGCCUUCACAGGGUAGGGCCCUUUGGCCUACGCCUGUAUGGGGUCACCAACCCCUUGCCAGGAGCCACCCAGGCGCCAGGGACCCACGUCCUGCACCCCAGAGCAGAGGCGAAGGCAGCCAGGUGCAGGUGCAAGCCUGGGUCCCCCAGAAGCCUGCCCUGCCCGGUGACGGUCCUGCUGGGUGGCAGAGCCAUGUGGCCACCAUGUGGGAAGGGCCUUGAACUGCCAGCAGCACCUGCCACCCCUGCACCUUUGAGGCGUGGUGGGUUUUACUAUGUGAAACUAUUCUGGAAAUAAACCCUCUUUCCGCCUCA
This is a messenger RNA of Sciurus carolinensis (gray squirrel), 3408 nucleotides long. RefSeq names its product secretory carrier membrane protein 4 (gene Scamp4). Gene Ontology annotation, biological process: protein transport. The transcript is spliced from 8 exons. Gene Ontology annotation, cellular component: trans-Golgi network membrane; recycling endosome membrane. Bases 1342 to 2295 code for a protein of 317 amino acids. The record is from RefSeq and is a predicted model, not a curated record. NCBI's taxonomy places the organism in Eukaryota, Metazoa, Chordata, Mammalia, Rodentia, Sciuridae.